AAGGAAAGGAAAACAUGGCGGAAUCCACGAAGGGUCCAACGCUGGGAGAUUCUUGUACUGAAGGCAAAAACCCACGCUGUGCUUCCAAACAACUUUACGACCAGAAGCGCAGUAAAACAAGAAUCAACAUUGGAAGCGCUUUCCCAAGAUGGCGAGAAUUAUUGCUGAAGAAGAGGAUGAAGUUAGACGCGGAAUUGGCAACGUUCCUCUUGGACAGGUGACUGAGCGUUCGCCGUGUAGUGAUGCUCACAGGACGUCAUCCGACAGCAUACCUGUGACUGUAGACCAGGAACACCUGACUGAGUCACCAAAUCCCACGAGUGAGGACAACACUCGGGCUGCUGAGAAUUCCAUCUCGGUGAGAAAGGAACAUGACGAGAAUGUGAGGGAGGAUGAGCUGAGUCUCCUGAUGGAAACGCAUGAGGACAGUGAUGAGGAAGAGGGUUCAAAUCUUGCACUGAUAAGCGAUAAGCCUGCUAACGCAACUUACCCCGAGUCUUCUGAAACACUGACAGCUGACGAGGAACUGUUUAUUGAGGAGUACAGUUCUGAAGAGGUUGUUGGGAAAGAAAGUGACAAGUCCUCUCAAAACAGACAUGGAGAAGAUUUUGACGUGUACCUGCAGAGCUUCUCAGACAAUCCCAAUGUGAGUGCAGAUGAGGACAGAAGUGAAGAGCUCGCUGAGAAAGGGAGCGACAAGUUCUCUAAAAAGAGACCAGAAGAGGAUUCAGAGGAGUACCUGCCGAGCUCCUCGGAUGAGGCCUUGGAGAGCUGUGAUGAAGAAACGUCUGACGAGGAGUUUACCAAGAAACCAUUUCAGAACACUAUUAAGCCAGUAAUUUGGUGUAUAGACUGUGAAGCUGUAGCUAAAAUGGUAUACUCAAUACAGCGGCACGAGAAGAACUAUUGCUGUGCGGAGUGUGUCUCUGGCGAGACUGUCGAGAUCCUCAGUUUAUAGGACUACACCGUUCGUUUUAGUGACAUCCGGAGUUUUCAUCUGCAUGCCGUGGCUGAGCAUUGUGGCAUGGAAAACCUUUACGAACGCAAGAUCUGUCAGGACUGUAAUAAAACUAUCAGGGUGGAGACGGACCCCAACAAGAAGGGCCAUGUGUGCGAGUACAAGAUCAGACCGUUUUCCUGUGACGUGUCACAAGCGCUUCUUCACAGAAAUUGGACAAAAAGUGCACUACCGUCGCUUGCACGGAGAUUACCAGCACGCCUGCAAGUACUGCAUGAUGGUGUUUGAUACAAAACAGUCCAAGCUAGUGCAUGAGCAGAGUCACAAAGAAGACGGGCUGCUCUAUACGUGUCCGGACUGUCCAGAAAAGUUUCAAGAUUUCGUUACACGCAAUAAGCAUUUAAACACCCACUGAGGUAAAAAGAAAUACGUCUGCAGCACAUGUAAUAGGAAAUUUACCAGGCUUCAAAGUUAUGAGAGACACGUGCGCAUGCACUCAGGGGAGAAACCUUACAAUUGUGAGCUGUGCAAGCGUUCCUUCAGCCAGGACGGACAGUUGAAGUCCCACAUGCGUCUCCACAGAGGGGAGAAACCCUUCCUGUGUGAGCAUUGCAGAGAGACUUUUAAUCACAUCAGCCUGAAGAACCAUCGGCGGAGACAACAUGACAUCGACUCUAGUUGUGUGCCAGCAGAGGAGAACAAACAGAUCGGUAGACCCAUAAGGAAUGAAGAUCAGCCUAGAAGGCAAAGAAAAACGCGCUCUACUGCUGAUGCUGACAUGGAGAGCUGUGAGUCCGGCUCUAAUGAAGAGCAGCAGAAAAGAUCUCAGAAGAGGAAACCCUGGAGGAAGAAAUGAGGAAAAAAAUAAUGUACAAGCAGAGAACUGACUUGGAGCUGAGCUCGGUAUAGCUGCAAAGACAGAAGUGUACUUUUGCACAUGCAGGAUCUCUUCAUUGACCUGAGAUGCAAAAAAUCAGAUGGUGUCAGAGACCACAUGAUUUUAUUAUUGCUUAUACGCUCGAGCGGAAACCACCAGAGUUACUCAAAAUUAAAAUGGUUACUAGCUAAGAGUUUGCUUACACGGUGUUUCCGCUAUAGGUCAAUGUUGGUUUUAAUAUGUGCGGUUGUGUAAUGUUGAAAAUCCAGUUAUAGUUGUUCCAGAAUAGUUCUUCAGUCUUACCAAAAGUGCCUUACAUUCCUACCAUGACUGCAAAACAGCAUUAAACGUAAAGGGUUUAUUUUCUAUUUUAGAAAACAAAGCUGGCUGCAACUACAGAGCAAUGCUGCUGUAUGUAACAGACGUCGUACAACCGAUAAGAAGUGCACGUUAUUAUAUAAGUGCUUGUUUUUAAGGUUUGAGGAAAGAGAAUUAUAUAAGUUGAUAUCUUUUGAAAUAAAUACUUGUUACGAAAAUGACUGUUUCCUCUAUACUAAAAUGCAAAAGCAUUUAAAAAAAAUUGUUUAUGGGUAUAUAACAAGCUAGACAUGUGUUUGAGAUUUCCGUAUUUGUACAAUGUACCAAUUACUAUAAUUACAUUUACUAUUACUACUACCUGCUAGUUAGGAGUAGGAAAUGUGAACAGUCCUGGAACAAUGGAAAAACUGCUAUGGCACUUUUUAUGCACGUACAGAAAGGAUUCUCCGUCUAUGUUGAUUGUAGGUACAGAAGAAGAUGCCAUAAAGAAGCUAUAGAGAAGACGACACAUUUAGGAGAGAUUAUCAUCAAAUUUAAUGGUAUUUAUUAUUAUUAUUGUGUUGGAGGUAGAACUAGUUACCCACCGUUAUCAAAAUUAUUAUUGAGUUCUAAUGGUUAUUAGCCUGUUUGACUUUUCGCUUAAAUUAAAUGGCUUUAAUCUAGUCUACAACCCCAAUUCCAAAAAAGUUGGGAUGCUGUGUAAAUGCAAAUAAAAACAGAAUGCAAUGA
Ictalurus punctatus (channel catfish) is the source of this 2882-nucleotide messenger RNA. RefSeq lists its product as uncharacterized. The transcript has 2 exons. The coding region runs from base 149 to 958 and encodes 269 amino acids. The record is from RefSeq and is a predicted model, not a curated record. Lineage: Eukaryota; Metazoa; Chordata; Actinopteri; Siluriformes; Ictaluridae.